Molecule: messenger RNA, 1002 nt
Organism: Bathycoccus prasinos
Lineage: Eukaryota; Viridiplantae; Chlorophyta; Mamiellophyceae; Mamiellales; Bathycoccaceae
Product: spermidine synthase
Exons: 1
Coding region: 1-1002 (333 amino acids)
Biological process (GO): polyamine biosynthetic process
Molecular function (GO): thermospermine synthase activity
Source: RefSeq, a predicted model, not a curated record
AUGACUGAACAACAGAAGUACGGGAAGGACAUAUUCAACGGGAAGGAAGAGAAUUGGUACCACGAGUUAAUCGAGGACGGUUUAGCUUUAUCCUACAGAGUGGACGAAGUGUACCACCGGGGAAAAAGCGAGUUUCAAGAGAUUGAGGUGGUGCAGACGCACGCGUUCGGGAAGUUAUUAAUCACGGACGGGUUGAUGCAAUCCUCGGAGUGCGACGAGGUGGUGUAUCACGAAGCGUUGGUACACCCGGCGAUGACUUUACACGAAAACCCGAAGCGAGUGUUCAUCGCCGGCGGCGGCGAAGGAGCGACUCUGAGAGAAGUGUUAAGGCACCCGAUGGUGGAAGAGUGCGUGAUGGUGGACAUCGACGGCGUUUUGGUCGAGCAGUGCAGAGAACACUGCCCGUUUUAUAACGCGAACGCGUACGAUGAUCCGAGAGCGAAGCUGGUCAUUGGUGACGCGAAGAAAGGUUUAGAGGAUUACCCGGAAGGAUCGUUCGACGUGAUCAUCAUGGAUUUAUCCGACCCGUUGGACGGCGGUCCGUGUUAUCAACUCUACACCACGUCGUUUUACGAAACCGCGAAAUCGAAAUUGAAACCGAACGGUAUUUUAGUCACGCAAAGCGGGUGCGCGUCCGUGCGAGACGCGCAGUUCGUGUGGUCGCCAAUUCACAACACGUUGAAACAGGUUUUCGACAACGUCAGCGGAUACACCAUGUGCGUCCCGUCCUUCACCUCCGAGUGGGGGUUUAACGUCGCGAGCACGGACCCGGCGAAACCAGAUUUACGCGAAAAAGGCAUGAACGAAGUCGACGCGAGAUUAAAAGCGCGCAAAUUGGAUUCUGUUUUACAAUUUUACGACUCUAUUUCGCACGCUCGCAUGUUUAGCCCGCCGAAGCAGUUGCGAAAGAUGAUCGAAAACGAGACGAGAGUGAUGACGGUUGAAAACCCUCUCUUCAUGUGUACCACAGACACUCACACAGGGUUGUUUGAGAAGAAAUAG